Messenger RNA from Entrophospora sp. SA101, 321 nucleotides. NCBI's taxonomy places the organism in Eukaryota, Fungi, Glomeromycota, Glomeromycetes, Entrophosporales, Entrophosporaceae. The record is from the annotation of a GenBank genome assembly.
AUGGAACAAAGUUCUAAAUGGUUUUGUAUACCAGAUAGUUCAAAGCUCCCUGAAAAAUCAAGUAAAAAUAAAGCAGAAGCUGGGGGAUAUAACAAUUUAAGUGUUAAUGAUUUAAUUUGUAAUAUAUUUUAUAAUAGAUGUAUCAAUUAUGAUUCUCAUAUUAAACCUAAUAAAAAAUCUAAUGAUGAUAAUUUGUUUAAAACAAAUGUACAAAGUUCUUCAUCUUCAAAAUUAGCAGAAUUAGAAGCACAAGUUGAAGAACUCCAACAACAUAUAACAAUAUUAUCAACUGAAUUGGAGAAAUAUAACAAGGCCUGUUGA